AAAAAAUAUAUAUAAUAAUUCGUCAUGGUGGGAACGACUCUCGUGGUGGAAACGUUCAAGAAAACUGUCCUGCAAUGUUUUUGCAAAACGUGUCAAGUUCCUAAUGUGGAAAAGAAAGUGUUGCAGCAGCCUUCCACGGGCAGGCCAGCAGCAGCCUGUGUCGUCAGAAAACCACCGAAGAAAGUGGCCUUUCUUGCUACUGAAGUCCGAUGCUCCGAGCAGUCGAAGGGCGGUCUAAAGUAUGAAUUGGUGCUAUCUGAGCCUGCUUUAGAGUCUCCGAAGCUCACUGCUCAUUCUCCUCCCAAAGCGAAUCUUUCUAUUGAAGAUAUCGAAAAUAAGUUGAAAGCUGCCGAAGAACGAAGACAGUCAGUGGAACUGCAAAAAUUGAGCUUUGUGUGCGAGCAGUUGAACCAUCUAAAUGAAGUCAAAGGUAAACGAGAAGAGUUUGAUUCUCAAUUUAAGACGGCUGUUCGUGAAAACCUGGAACAAAAGUUAGAAGCUAUGAAGGAAAACAGGGAGACCCACAUCAAAACCAUAAAGGAAAAAGCUAGAGAUGUGGUUCUGAAAGUCGAUGAAAAAAGGAAAAUUAUAGAUUCUCCUGCCAAGGAAGAAAAAUUAGAAGCCAUUAAUAAGAAGCUCAUGGUUGCACAAGAACAAAGAGAGGCUUUCUUGAAUUCGUUGCAAGAGCGAUUGAAAGAGCACGAUAAACAUAUCAUGGAAGUAAAGAAGCAAAUGGAAGAACAGACAGAAAAUCUAAGAGAGAAAAGCAUUAAGAAACUAGAAGUUGCUCAAGUAAAACGGGAAACUCUUUUGAAAGAAAUACAGGAAAAAAUGAAAGAACAUGAACGCCACAUUGAAGAAGUACGCCAGAAAGCAAUGUCUGUCAGCCUUGAUGACAAUUGUAAGGAAAUUUUGUCUGGAUGAGAAAUCUAAGCUUCCUAUUUGAAUGUUGAGUUUGUUCUAUUUCCAUAUUUUUAGCAGCAAAUUUUUUUAUGUAUGCUUUAUUUUUUUAUUAAGUGUAACAAUUUCAGGAUGUAAAUCUCAUAACUAUUGAUAUUUUGUAUGCCUUUUUGCGCAUAUUGGAUGACAUUCCUUGAAGGAAGAGCAUUGUCCAUAGCAUAGAAUUAAAUGCUACUCAUUUUCCAAUAUAAUCAAGGAUAUUGUUUCAAAGUUGGGACUGGUUUUCUGGAAAAUAUUUUUGUAUAAAUGAGUGAAAUCGGUUCUUUUUAUAUUAUAUGCAAAGCUCUCAGUUUUAGUUCAUAUACUUUUCCAAGAGAAUGUCUAGCAAUUUAAAUGAUGUGUUAGUGAAUGCUUUUCAAAAGCCAUGUUUUUAAGAAAUCUCUUCAGUGUUACAUAAUGAUUUAAAGGAAUUUCUUCACAUUUUUGGUGGAGUUGGGGAAAUUUACUUUACAUUGAUCUAUAAAACGAUUUUCAUAAAUGAAACCUACAUUUGUUUGUGUGUGAUGGUUGAAAUCUAGGCUGUGUUUAAGCUUGCUCCUUCAAGAAUACUAAUGAUAUGGAAUAACUUAGUAUCUAUAGUAGUUAUACACAAUGAGUUGUAAUUAGGUCUUUAAUAUUAACUUCACAUAUGAAUUGAAAAUAUACUUUGUCAUUUAUGUAAUUCAUGUUCUUCUAUUUUCUCCUCGUUUAAUUGCUGUUUUUUUCGCAUAAUGCUUUUUGGAACAGAAUUGCCAAUGGCGCAUUAUUUCACAGCGUGUUAUAUGACCAAUGCACGAGGCAUCCCUGUUUCUGCUCGGAUGCGUUUAUCUUUUAGUGCUUCAACAAUAACCAAAUUGUAUCAGAUAUCCAUGAGGUAUGCUAGUAUUUUGACGAAUAUCCGAUACAUCUCUUAUUUCGAGUUGAAGUGCUUCUAGCACAGAAGUUCAAAUGAGGUAUGCAAACUUGAUAAGGAACCCUUUAAAAGCAUCUUAGUCGAUUCAUUAAAUUUUUAACUCUCAUUUUUAAAAAGUUUACUUUUAUAUCACCUGUGCCCCUAAAAAUAUGGAAUAAUGGGUCUAAAUAUCUUUAAAUAGUGUUGUUUGAUUUUAUAGUUCCUUUAUACACUGUAGAUUUAAAAUGGCAAUCCAAAAAACUAAUAAGUUGUAGUACUGAAUUUUUUACUUUUUCCCUCCAUUCCCUCUAGAUGAAUAAGAUUUUUUUUUCUCUCAGUGUUAAAACCCAGAUCUCGUUUUUUUCUUUUAUUUUUAAAAUUAGACAAUAGAAAGAUGGAAUCCACUAGAAAAAAACCUACUUGCUUUUGUUUACAUGGAGUGCUCUUAAAAAAAGAAGAGAUUUUAUCAAAUGAGUAUUACUUAACAUUCCCUUUAAUACUUUCACUGAACUAAAUAGCGUAUGAAAUUUUGGUAGCUAACAAGCCAGACAGUUUUAAUGUUUUUUAAUCAAGCUUCCCUGCAUUGUAAUUAUCUAAAAAGAGAGGAUGUUCAUAGUGUAAAUCUUUUAAAUAGAACUGUAUUUUAAAUAACUAAUGUGUUUGGAAAUUAAAUUUCCAAUUUUUCUGAUUUUGUGGAAUUGUCAAUUUUUAUACUGCUUAAUGAGCUUUCCUUUAUAAUUAAGUUUGGUUUUAGAGUAUACCUUUUUGUACUGAGGUGCUGUGCACUGUUCUGAAUUCAAAUAGAAAAAUUCUUAAUCAUUCCAGAAAUCACAUGUCUAGAACUGAUAUGCAAGUCAUGGUUUUCCUGAUAUUGCUGUCUUUCACUUCUUUCUUACUGAUGUCAAAGCUUGAGCUAUAGAUUGUUUAUUUCAUUUAAAUGAAUUCAUGAGUUGGUUUAGGUGUCUUAAAUUGAAAACCUUUGAAGUUGAAAUAAAAUACAAACUAUGCCGGUCGAAGAAGCAGGUUUUUUUUUCUUUGCUUGUGCUUGAAUAGUUUUAGAAUUUUCGUCAAAACUAUUUUUAAGCCUUUAACAUCUAAAGCAGUUAGCAAGUUAUGUCCUUAUGUGUAAAAUUUCAAAUCUACACACGUGCUUUCAUCGAAACUCUAAGAAUCUCAGUAUAGGUGGUAGGUGCAGUUCUCUUUUGUUAGAAUCCUUAUCAAAAUAUAACUCUGUGAAGAGUAUCCAGUUCAAAUGGUCACCUUCUACCUAAGCCCUCUGAAUAGCAUACAAAUAUGUUCAAAAUUUGAUUUGAACAGCCGUUGUGCCAGUGUUAUGGGCAUGCCAUGCAAUUGUCAAGAUGAACUUCAAAUUAAGAGAGGGAUAUCCAUGGAAAUUUUAUCAUAUAAACUUAAAAUAUCAAGAAAAUAGUUCGUUUUUGCUAAUGAACAUGUAAUUAAUGCUUAUUUUAUAUUAAUCAGUAGCACCAUCCCCCUGCAACUUUUUGUUUUAUUCUCUCAAAUUCUGCCAAAAACUUAAAAUUUUGUUUUUCAUGCAUAUUUUAUUUCCUUUUUUCCCCCCUGAUGGAUUUUUUUGCCUGCCAUUGAUAGUUGACUUUUAAAAAAGUUAAUGAUACAUUUUCAUGUAAUUACUGUGAAAAGAUAAGAUUUUCAAACGUUACAUAUAUAUGUAAUGCAUGCCAGGGUUAUGAAUGAAAAUGUCUAUGUAUUGAAAUUACCUGUAAAAAUUAAUUUAGCAAUUGUGCACAUUUUUAUUCUGUAAAUUCUCUUGCUAAAUUUAUGUACUGUAAUGAAACUUCAUGGAUUUGCUAUCUGAAAUAAAAUAAUACUGUAAAGUUGCUUAACAUGAGAAAGAAUAAAAGGCAUAGCUCUG
Molecule: messenger RNA, 3722 nt
Organism: Uloborus diversus
Lineage: Eukaryota; Metazoa; Arthropoda; Arachnida; Araneae; Uloboridae
Product: golgin subfamily A member 6-like protein 1
Exons: 7
Coding region: 25-924 (299 amino acids)
Biological process (GO): microtubule depolymerization; neuron projection development; regulation of microtubule polymerization or depolymerization
Cellular component (GO): cytoplasm; neuron projection
Molecular function (GO): tubulin binding
Source: RefSeq, a predicted model, not a curated record